AUGGCUGAGCAUCGCCGCUUCGCGGACCUCAACUACGGUCACGCGGGACUUUUGACUUACAUACCUUCCGAGGAUCCUGAAAAUGAGCCGGGCGAGCUGCAUACGACGAGGGCGCUGUCAAGCUCGCUACACUUUCGGAUAGUGGGAUCGUCGGCUCAACUGUAUCCCCCUUCAAAGUCAGUGACGGCCAUUGCCGCUCUGUCUCAUACGUGGGAGGAACGGCAGGUGCAGAAGAGAUGGCUCCUCAACUCUCACCCAGAGGCCUGCAUCGGUGACUCUUCCGUCCAGGAGCUCCUCAAGGAGGACAUGGAACGCUUCCAGCAAGCCGAAGACGAAACAAAUCGCAAAGCGCUGCUGGCUGUCGGCCUCGUCGCCGACCUGACAAACCAAUGGGACGUGAGAGGGGCUCCUGUGCUCGCCGCCGCGACCGGGCACUCCGGGCAACAGCUGCGGCUUGUCCGCCUCGAUGAAUCGUAUUGGCAGUGGGGAGAUCACAAGGAUGUGCUCUUGAACCUAUCUCUUAUUGAUCCUGUACACCAGGAGGAAGAAGCCAUCUGGACGAGCGACUCGGUGCCGAUCACGCAAGUCAAGUUUGCGACUCACGUCUCUCGCCACGGCUAUGACCGAUGGCUUAUGGUGCAGAAAUCCACCGGGACCACGCUAUUACAGCCCGAAUACAACCUCUUGCCUGUCCCGCAGCCCGAAUCGGUAGAGGCGCCGGGAGAGCAGGGGCCGUCCUUUAUCAACCCGAAUCCUCUGCUUACGUUACGGGCGAGUGAAACGGGUGGCAAUGCGCAUUCCGACAUGUUUCUAAACCCCUCUUCGCUCGGCUGUCCGCCUCAACUGGGUGUCAUUGAUGAAUGCGGCUACUGGAGUGUUUGGAAUAUCAUGGGCGCCUCAGAUGCAGUCAGGAGGACCCUCCACCUGGUUCCCUUCAAGCGCGGGCAUAUCUUCCAAGGCUUCAUGGAUGCGAUACCAAGAUAUCCCUCCUAUCCAGCGAUGACCCAUGGCAUGCUCGGCGUUGGCGGAUCGCCUGUCGGUACCGCGUAUCGAACUCCAGCGAAAGGCGCCGGAGCCGUGGGUUCGGUCACAGCUCCUUCACGCUACGUCCUACUGUGGAAUCCGGACCAAGUGGAGCUGUUUGAUCUCGAGGCCACUACAGUCUUUCGAAAGCUGGACCUGACGUCGUCAGCUCAGAGGCGGCCGGAUCGUAUCCUGGAUAUCCAACCCAGCCCCGGCAACGAGGAUCACGUCUUUGUGUUAACUACCCGACAAGUCAUAUGGGUUGGCCUCGAUUGUUUGAAUAGGCAGGCAGAGGACAUGUGCAAACCGAAGAUCCUCCUCGCUUGCUCACAUCCCGGCAUCGGGCACGAAGACAUGAGAAUGAGUGUUGCACCCUGCGCGGACGAGAGUCAAUCAGCGCUUGUUUUUACACACUCUCCAGGGACAGAGCAGUUGUGUGUCUACUGGUUCACCGUCUCACCUACCACAGGCCUGCCGCAGUGGCAUCGCGAUAUCUCACACCUGCCAGGCAGUGAUGGUCUUGCACCGCGCACAAGCAUUCAGCUCCUUCGAGUGCAUCCUGCGAGACUCGAUGUCUUUCCGAAGCACCCUGCUGAUGGGCCAGGCUCGAGAUACCUCGAUAGCGGUACACACUUUUAUCAAGUCAUGGCCCUCGGAGACGACCUCGGUGUGCGGUACUCCAUGUACUCGUCUGUUUGCGACCCCACAGUUGAGGUAACGCUGCCGACCACGCGGGUAGAUUGGACGAAGAGCGAGCAGCGGCGUCGCUGGAAAAUGCGUCGAAGGUACUUCCUACAGCAUGUUACGGACACGUUUGUCGUGCCCGACGCUAUGAGCCAGGCCGACAUGGCAGCUCUUCUUAAGCAGGGAGAUGCCGAGGUGGAAGAGAAGCCGCAGGAUGUCAGCGAGAGCCGACGUCCACCCGAACGGCGGCCGAUUCGCCUAAAGAUGGAGCGGAUUGCACAGGCCAUCCAGAGACAACUCGACGCGAGUGCUGCGCAGGGUUCAUUCGGACUGCCGGUUGGCCUGUUUGACGCUCUGCAGAGCUUCAUUGAGCACGGGCUGGAAUUUGGCUUGCCGUUGACUACAUGGGCCGAAGUAGCUUCUUCGCUCGAGCAGCCUGUACCAUACGGGUCACCCGAAGACGGUAUGGAGGGCGAUGUCGAGCAAUUAUUCGACGCGAACAGCGACAGCGUCGUCGUUACCCAGCUACGAAGGCACUCUGAGAUGGAGCCAUUUGACUCUUUGCUCGGCCUGGCCUACCUGCAACAGCAGUAUUCUACGCUGUGGCUUGACCCGGGAAAUGCACUACCGGAAGAACUUCAGCAGAUCCGAAGGGUGUGGGUGAACGAAAUUGCGCGGGAUGUGUUUUUGUCGAGCUAUGGAGUCAUGGUUCAGCAUGUACCUCUGCUGGGCGUGGCGAACCCCGGUCCGGAAGAGACAAUACUUGAAGAGUCGACAAUGUUGCCAUCUACGCCACCCCACCGAAGCCCACGGGUUGCCUCGUCUUCACCCGGGCUGCCACCCUCGUCGCCGCCGACCCCGUCGGCCCACGACGCUGUCAUCCAGCGUUUGAUGCUCUUGGCCACAUUUCAAGAACCUUCCUUGCCGGUCCCCACGAAACAGUCGAAGGUUUUGUCGUACUGGCCCUCGGAGCGGGGCAUCGAUACCCGAGACUACGUAUCGAGUGUUGCAGUCGCAGCCGACGAAAAGUUCAGAGACGCUAGGCAGCGGCUGCAUAGGAUCGAGGCGAAGCGCAAGGCUCAGGCGGAAAAGUACAAGCGGCCAGCCUUCAUGAGACAGGGCUUCCCGAUGAGCGACGGAUUCAGCCAGGAGGCCAGUCUACCGAUGCGGCCGCCCCCCGUGCAGGCCAUGUCGAGUCAGCAAGCAGUGCCGGAAUCAUCGCAGACGCAGAUGGGGCCGGCGGUGACGAUGAGCCAGCCCGUGGCAGGAACCUUUGGAGGAGACAGGAAGAAGAAGAAGGGAAAGCGCAAGAGUGGUUUCAGAUAG
Molecule: messenger RNA, 3033 nt
Organism: Purpureocillium lilacinum
Lineage: Eukaryota; Fungi; Ascomycota; Sordariomycetes; Hypocreales; Ophiocordycipitaceae
Source: RefSeq, a predicted model, not a curated record